CACGCGACCGGCGUCGCCGUCAUGACAUAUGGCUAUAUGAAUCUCCCAGACAUGAUUGCUAACAUCCGAAUGGCCGAGAUGAAAGGCGGCCAUUUCCAGUUUCUCACUAUUCAGGGCCUCGUCCUGGCCUGGAUAACUAUGAUACUGAGCCUUGGUUGCGAUCUGUUCCCUUCCAGACUACUCAGGAACGCCAAACGAACUAUACUGAUGACGGCUCUUCCGGUGUCCAUCGUCAUUUCGACCAUCUACUGGAACCUACUCCUAUUCAUGCCACACAUGAUCUUAAUGGCUGACCCCGAAGAAACGACUCCGACGUCAUCCAGUCAAGUUUCUGGACCAACGCGUCUAUCGCUCCCGGUCGACCUAGCGCUACACGCUGCGCCCGCCAUCGCUAUGUUUAUCGACUUCUACUUUUUCGAACCGCGAUAUUCGAAGAGCGUGAGCCGGCGAGGUUCAAUUGCACUCGCCGCACUGUCCGGUUCUUGGUACUCUUGGUGGGUCGAGCGUUGUGCUAGUUACAACGGCUUCUUCCCGUACCCAUUCCUGACCGAGAACCCUUACAACAUCCGAGUCCUCAUCUAUACAGGGGCGACCGUAUUUUCGGCAGUGUCCUUUAUGGUUCUGAACGCCCUACACCCCUAG
This is a messenger RNA of Trametes versicolor FP-101664 SS1, 642 nucleotides long. RefSeq lists its product as uncharacterized. Gene Ontology annotation, cellular component: membrane; endomembrane system. NCBI's taxonomy places the organism in Eukaryota, Fungi, Basidiomycota, Agaricomycetes, Polyporales, Polyporaceae. The record is from RefSeq and is a predicted model, not a curated record. The transcript is spliced from 5 exons. The annotation marks the transcript as partial.